Molecule: messenger RNA, 528 nt
Organism: Lactuca saligna
Lineage: Eukaryota; Viridiplantae; Streptophyta; Magnoliopsida; Asterales; Asteraceae
Source: the annotation of a GenBank genome assembly
AUGGAUGACGGAGAACUCGAUUUCUCCAACCACGAGAUGUUUGUGGGUGAUAUCCCGAGCAGUGGUUUCAUUAAUAGCUUCUUCGAUGAAAUCUUCAACGACACACACGCGUAUACUCAUAAGCACACAUGUAACCCUCCAGGACCUGAUUCAUCACACACGCACACAUGUUACCAUGUGCACACCAAAAUCCUACCUCUUACGAGCAAUGACGACAAAACCCCUACAGAAGACACAGCUGAAUCCUCCGACAAAAAAGGUAAGAAUUGUCCAUCAGGAAACUGGGAAGCUGUGAGAAAGUAUCGUGAAAAGAAGAAGGCGUGUGCUGCUUCAUUAGAAGACGAAGUAGUUAGAUUGACAGAAUUAAAUCAACAACUGAUGAGAAGAGUUCAGAGUCAAGUAGGAUUAGAAGCAGAAGUAGCGAGGCAAAAGUGUUUGCUUGUGGACAUUAGAGGGAGAAUCGAUGGAGAAAUCGGAUCUUUUCCUUAUCAAAAACGCCACCAUCCGGUGGGUAAUCAGAAUUGGUAA